AGACGGAUGUGAGAGCGUUUUUAGUCCUCAUGCAAAACAACCAACUAAACAUAACAGAUUACAUCAGCUCAGGCUUUUCAAUUCCUGGAUGGCAGCAGAGUGCUAAUCCAACCUUCAUCCUGGAUUUCACAAACUAAAACAAGGGAGGCUGGCAGGAGGACAGCACUGUCGGACUGAGGAAAUUGACGACGGUGAAGCAUGUGGGCAACACACGGUAUAAAGCUCAUAAACUUGUAGGCUGAUGUGCAGCUACUACUUUGGAUUCCUUAUUGCCGCUUCCUUCAGCAUAAAACCACAAGCCUGAACGUUAAACCUGCUCUUUGGAACUGAGCAUUUAUCACUGUGAGACAUGAAGAGCUUCCUGUUUUUCACCAUCCUCCUGGUACCAGUGCACAUCGGAACUGCUUGGAGUGCAAAAUAUGCAGUAGAUUGCCCCGAACCUUGUGACAGUAAUGUGUGUAAAAGUACUUUGCGCUGUAAGCGAACAGUGCUUGAUGACUGUGGCUGCUGCAGAGUCUGUGCAGCAGCCUUGGGGGAGACUUGCUACCGCACUGUCUCAGGUAUGGAUGGUGUCAAAUGUGGGCCUGGGCUGAAGUGCCAGUUUUACACUGAGGAGGAUGACUUUGGUGAUGAAUUUGGUAUCUGCAAAGAGUGUCCUUAUGGUACCUAUGGAAUGGAAUGCAGAAAAACUUGUAACUGCCAGUCUGGUAUAUGCGACAGAGUAACUGGAAAGUGUUUGAAGUUCCCGUUUUUCCAACUUUCUGCUUCAAAGCCACCAAACAGACGAAAGUUAAUUUCACAUACAGAGAAUGACAUGGCAUCGGGGGAUGGUAACUCUGUAAAGGAGGAAUUUGUCAAAGAGAAAGUAAUUAGCUCUCCAGUAAUGAAAUGGUUAAAUCCUCGCUGAUAUUUACUUACAUUGGUAGGACUUUCAAAUGACCGCAUUUCUCACACAUUAUUGAAUAUGCAACAACACACUUUAAAAACAAAGUACAUCUAUAGCAUAUGAAAAUGUAACCUCUGAAGACCAAUUGUGAUUGUGUGCAUCGUCAGAAAAAAUGUUUACUUACAAAAUAGACUGUACAGUUUAUAUGAUUUUUGAUACUUGUUUUGAUAAGUAUUUGAACACUAAAAUGUAUUAUGGAUUGUUGAAUGUAUAGUAAUAUUGAAAACCAACACCUCCCCCCACUGGCAUUUGAACAGUUCCUGCAUUCCCCGUGCAAGGAAAUUCCUGUUGAAUUCAAUGGACAUUUUAUGUAAGUAAAAGCUGCUGACGUGGAGCCAAUGUUAGGGUGAUGCAAGUUGACAAAAGCUUGGAAAUGCAAAGUUAAAAACUGAUGUCCUUGAGUCACACCAGCAAGAAUAAUACUAAUGUAAAGGGCACAACGGUGUGAAUUCAAUAAAUCAACCUUAACUUUGAAUAUUCUGGCUUUUGUUAGUUUUGUGACAAUUAACAAGAUGUAAACAUUACUUUAAGCAAGCGGUUCUCAAACUGUUGGUUGGGACCCCAAAGUGGGUUGCAACCCCAUUUUAAUGCAUUAGACUUGCUGGGACCCGGGGCUGAAGCCCAAACCUGAGCUCCACCCCACUGGGGGCAUCGGGACUUGGGCUCUGGCCCCUUAAUCCCCCCCAGGGUGGUGGGGCUCGGGCUCCAACCCCCUGGCCCCCCCUCCAGUCACAUAGUAAUUUUGUUGUCAGAAGGGGGUCCUGGUCAGGGCCGGCUCCAGGCACCAGCUUGUCAAGC
Messenger RNA from Chrysemys picta bellii (western painted turtle), 1744 nucleotides. RefSeq names its product endothelial cell specific molecule 1 (gene ESM1). Lineage: Eukaryota; Metazoa; Chordata; Testudines; Emydidae. The record is from RefSeq and is a predicted model, not a curated record. Gene Ontology annotation, cellular component: extracellular region. Gene Ontology annotation, biological process: positive regulation of hepatocyte growth factor receptor signaling pathway; angiogenesis. Gene Ontology annotation, molecular function: integrin binding; hepatocyte growth factor receptor binding.